AUGCGGUGGACUACACAGUCUGCAUUCCUCGCCCUCUCGGCGCUGGCCGAGGCGGCGCCCCAGUUUGGCGGUCCCGGUGGCCUCACAAUGUUGCGCUUCGGAUGUGCCAACAUAGUGGUUGACAGAAUAGAUCCCCUCGUCAACCCCGGCCAGGUCCCUUCGCCUCACAUCCACCAGAUUGUCGGCGGUAACGCCUUCAACGUCACCAUGCCCACCGACGACGUGGCCAAGCACGCCACCUGCACCUCCUGUGCCUUUGCCGAUGACUUCUCCAACUACUGGACCGCGAACCUGUACUUCAGAGCCCGCAAUGGCAGCUACAAGCGUGUUCCCCAGGGCGGCCAUGCGUACCAAUUCAACGACCGGUUCAGCACCCAGACACAGGGCGGUAUCCUGGUGUACUAUGUCUCGGCCCAGCCGGGCCAGAUCACCGCCUUCAAGCCGGGCUUCCGCAUGCUCGUCGGCGACCCCAACAUGCGCUCGCGCCCCGACACCAAGUUGAAGCGCCAAAACUGCUACCGUUGCUACACGGGGCCCAACUUCGGCGGCGACACGGGCGCCCCCUGCCAAGACGACCGCGUCGACAGCGAGGCGCUUCCCAACAAGCCUUGCCCGGGUGGCAUCCGCUCUAACAUCCACUUCCCCACCUGCUGGGACGGCAAAAACCUCGACUCCCCCAACCACCAAGACCACGUCGCCUACCCGGUCAACGGCCCGGCCACCUUCCUCUCCCUGGGCGGCAACUGCCCGGCCUCGCACCCGGUGCGCAUCCCACAACUCAUGUACGAGGUCGUGUGGGACACGACGGGCUUCAACAAUCAAAACGAGUGGCCGACCGACGGGUCGCAGCCGUUUGUGCUCAGCACGGGCGACCCGACGGGCCUGGGCCAGCACGGCGACUACGUCUUUGGCUGGAAGGACGACACGCUGCAGCGGGCAAUGGACACGAGCGGGUGCUUUGGCGCGUCGUGCGCCAACCUGCGCAUGCAGAGCAUCGAUACGGCGCGGCGCUGCGCUGUGAAGCAGGCCGCCAGGGAGGAUUAUGACAAGUGGCUCGACAAGCUUCCGGGUGUGGAGAUGUAA
Messenger RNA from Parathielavia appendiculata, 1083 nucleotides. RefSeq lists its product as uncharacterized. The transcript is spliced from 5 exons. Bases 1 to 1083 code for a protein of 360 amino acids. The record is from RefSeq and is a predicted model, not a curated record. NCBI's taxonomy places the organism in Eukaryota, Fungi, Ascomycota, Sordariomycetes, Sordariales, Chaetomiaceae.